GUUGUUCAUACAACAUACAGCCGUACACGAGGGCAGAACACAAUCCUGGCGCGAGGGUUUUACUCGGAGACUAUACGUGCGGUAGAGUUUUUUUUCAACAUCGAGGCGCUCAUUAAUUCCGCUGCUUCCUUCGACGGUCGUUUGGUGUAGUGUUGAAAUCCUUGACACGGCGCGCGAUUUCCAUUUCCGUUCGUUGAAUAGUUUUUUUCUCCGCUCGUUCGUUGCAUUCGUCGUUGUUUUGAUAUCAUAUUGGAUUAAAAUAUCACCCGGCUUACUACGCGGAGUGGGAGGCAGUUAAUUAAAAAUACACGUACGCCAAUUUGCGUAUUACGGUGCUACACAAGUGAGUUUUUUUUCGAUUGCUCGCUGUACUUGGUGUCGGAUUUGAGUCUUGGUGGGAGACUAUCAGCGAGGUGCCUUUUGGAAUACGAAGGCUACUGAGGUGAAGCUAUUUUUGGUGCAGCAGCAGCAGAAGUAGAAGAAUAAUAACAACAGCAAUACCACCAGAAGCAAGAAGAAUAUUGAAGAAAAAAGGGGCUUGUUAGCAAGAUAAGCAAGGGAAAACGGUGUUUGGAAAGUGCAGUUUUUCCAACAGUUAUGGUGAAGUUUUCAUGACGAAGAGAGAAUUAUUUUGGGAGUUGUGGGGGUUUACUGUUGUGUUUAUCAUUCAGUUAAAAUAGCUAGUGAUGCUAAUUUUUUGUGAUGCCAUGGAAAAAACUUCGGUGAAGAAGAAAUGAUAUUGGAUAGUGGAAUAUAAAAAAAAGUCCAAAAAAUCGUGGAAAAACUAAGGGGAAAAGAUUGUCGUUUUUUUAUAUUGUAGAAGAAAAAAAGCUAAAACUGAGUGAAGUAAAAUGUCAGUUCCCAUGGCAACGGUGAAGCAAGAACGGCACGACGAUGCCGAAAUCAACGAGUUGGCGGCCAAGAUGAUGGAGGCCCACAAGCAGCAGACGGCCAAGGCUGCUAUGCAACAGCAACAACAAGUGGGUAGGCCUGUGAUUGGUGGUGUUCCGGUGGCGGGUGUGACAGGUAACGGGGCAGCUGCUGGUCAAACGAAUAUUCUCAAUUAUCUGACCCGCAAACCUGGACAGCCGGUGCCGCAAUCGAUUGGUAACACGACAAUUGCUCCGGUUGGCGCUACCGGAACCGCUCAAACAAAUGGCAAUUCCGCCAGUAAGACUGAAGAUGCGAACGGCGAGAAGAAGGCUUGCGACGAGGAAAGCCAAAAGGGUCAUUUUGGCUGGGAAACCUUUCCCGGCAAGAUUCACAUUCCGUACAUCUUUCGACAAUCGGAACGAUACUGCGCUGUGCGUAUGGUAGAAAUGAAACUGCUCAAUAAGUACUUAAACUAUCUACACCAGGACAUCUACAGUUGCACCUGCGUGAGGUCCUACUACAUAACGGAAGCCGAGAGCAAACUGUUCAAUGAAAUCAACACCAAACAUUGUGAUUUCCAGUUUGGCCGGGAAAUGUUUACGCUCAAAGAUCUGGUUGUGCGGCUGUCCGAUGCCUACAAAUUCUAUCAGUUCCUAGACGUCUGCUACAAGAAGCUUCUUAUGGGCUGUAGUACACCGAACGACAAAUGCGGCUUCAUCCGCAUCAACAAAGAGUCCGUAGUUCCUUACACCCUUCGAGACAACCAAAAAAUGGUGCCACUGUUCUACUUCGAGGGAGAGACUGAUAAUCUUAAGUUAAAAGCCGAUUACUUGUCCGGAUGGGAUUUGUCGUAUCUGAAGUUUUGCUGCAAAGUUCAAGGCAUCCGAAACGAACUUUUUGCCAGCGAUUCUGUAGCCGUUAUCAGCUUAACCGACAUAAAGGGCUAUUUUCCUCCGGGGACCGAGUUUGAAGACUACUGGCCUAGCAAGGUAGUAGACUCGCAGCUCCUUUCCGGACCCAAGUCAAACAAUACCGUUCACUGGACCAGACAGCCAACCCAACCGCCACCCAAACAACCCACCAUGAUGAACAGCAUGGCUGUGAAACAACAACAACAGCAGCAACCGCAAGUUCGCAAAACGGCCAACAACAUGUACCAAACGUUGCAACAGCAGCAGCAAAACCUCCAGAAGAACAAUACUCAAAUGUCAAACAUUUCGGCUGCAGUUCAGGCCCUCACCAACAACUGGAAUAUGUCGAACCACGCGAAUCUGCUCUCGGCCGCCCAGCAGGAACAGUUACUGAGGCUAACGCAGGCCCAGCAGGCUGCUCAGGCGCAGGCACAGAUCCGGAACAUGCAAAACAUGCACUCGAUGCAGUACAACUCAUACAUGAACCCAACGAUGUCGAUGACUUCCCGGACAAAUCAAAACCAGGCCGUGCCUCCGCCACUGGUGCGAUCUUCGCAAUCUCAGGCUGCCCAUCUGUCUAACAUGGCAGGAGCAGCAUCAGCGGCCAGUUUAUCACAACAGCAACAACAGCAGCAGCAACAGAAACGCAUGAUGAAUGCAGCAGCCGCGGCUGCAAUGAGCAAUGGCCGAUCGAACGCCACGAUCACAUCAUCCAGCGGCUAUCGGUCGAAUACGGCCGCUGCUCUCCAACAGCAACUUCAGCAGCAGCAGCAAGCCGUUGCGGCGGCUCAAGCAGCACAGGCCCUCGGUGAUGCCGGAGGCACCCGGCACGGCAAUGUCAUUAUGCUGCCCGAAAUGAGCAUAGUCGGAACACCCUACAAACCGUACGAGGUGGUGAAGAAGCCGAUCGAGAACAAAACCAUCUACUGCAUCAACAAGACGCCCUACCGGAACAACGAGUACUUGAUGACAAUUCAGGACCUCAAGGAUGUGUUCUUCCCCUACAUCAGUCUGGACGUCUGCCGGAGGGUUCUGAAUGCUUUGGAUAUCAAUCUAUUCAUCGGAAAUAGCUUACAAUAUCAAGCGCUCAUGGAGGCUGGACGAUCGAACGUGGACAAGAUGCCGCUGGUGCAGGUGGUGGAUGUGAUGCAGUUCAUGCCCCAGCUACAGUACAUGGUCCGGGGUCAGAUAGGCCAGGAAACACCGGCCAACAAGCGGGCCCGUAUCAGCUAGGAAUUGGGGUGGGGGGUACAGCAACCGUGCCCUCAGAGCACAGUAGUCCCCGAUAGCAGUAUCAACAACAGCAGCAACAGCAGUCUAAUUACGAGCAGCACUAGCAGCAGCAUCCAUCACAAUCAACAUCAUCACUCUGGCAGUGUGAGCGCUUCGUGGAGUUUGACGCCGACUCCUCCAUCGACAAGCAACGGUAGCACUGGCAGCAGCAGUGCGACCAAAAAAUCUUCUUCAUCAUCGUCAAACGCCGGCAGUGCGUUUGGAUCAGCGGCCAUUGUCAGCAGUAGCAGUAACAUUGGCGUUGCCAGUGGCUUUUCAUCGCCAACGAACCUCCUAAAUUUUGACAAGAAAUCAUUAUCGUCUUGUCGUUACCAACAAGAGAAAGCAGACUUCUUCCAAGAUGCUUCUAGUCGAAUGCUUGCCCAGACACCGUCUUCUAUGUAUGCUUUCCAAGAAUCGGCACUGGCUGUAGCUGCCGCAGCAGCAGCUGCCCAACAACAGCAACAGCAGCAACAAGCCGUCGCCGCAGCCGCUGCAGCCCAACAAGCGGCUGUCGCAGCAGCUGCUGCCCAACAACUCACUGCUGCCAGCAAUGCUGCUAGCAUAUUUGCGCCACAUUUCGCACCCGGAUCGUAUGGAACCAAUCCGAUGCAGGUCGGGUCUUACGAUAACACUGCCGCAACUGCUGCUCGUUCCUGUGCUCUUCCAUCACCUACUAUCUAUCCGCCAACCCCCCCACCAUCAGCACCCUGGAUACAUCCCUGGUACAGUGGCGACACAUUUUAGUCAUAUAACUUGCCGUUAGCGGCAUAAGCAGUAUUGAUGAAACCCCAUUUCGUUUUAUCCUUUCAACUCAUUUCUUCGUUAUAGAAUAACUAAUCGAAAAAAACACAUCAUUGAAAUAUACCACUAACUUCCCAGAAAAAUAGCCAAUUUCCGUGAGUGAAUGUCCAAAUAUUGAGUUGUCGAUACCACCGCAACCUUUCAAACAAAUAAAUAGUAUUCUGAGAAAACUCAGCUCGAUCUAAUCUUAGGGAAGAAGUAAAUUGCAAAAAUUCAAAACUAAAAUUUUAAUCAUAUGAAAUGAUUGUAAAACCAAAAACACAGAACAAAAAAGUAGCUUUAGGAAACUUCGAUCAUUCUUAAGACCAAACUCAUUUUCAAUAAACUUUCAAUUACUGCUUUCAAAUCCCCAUUCCUCAUUAGAAUCUCCUAUUACUAUUAAACAAAAAAAAACGAAACAAAAAAUAAAUUGAAUAUUCCUUUUUCCAUCCUUUCCAACCCCCCAAGUCACAGAAAAAAAAAUCAAAAUCGCUACAAAAAAAAAAUUCACAUCCAGUCAAAGCAUCAUGAUAAAUUAUUGAGAUAUUGAAAUCUAAAGUUACUACUAUUCGUAUUUUAAAUCAAAUGUAACACUCAGUGUUUGCCAGCUCCUUAUAAAUAAUACAACUUGUGGCGAGUUGUAAAUAAGACGAUAAACUAUGCUAUUCUCACAAGAUUAAGAGGGGCAAUGAAUCAUCCACACAUACAAAUACAUAAACAAAUCAUAAAGCGUUGCUGUCGUAGAUCAAUGGCUUAUUAGGGUGUGCGUGCAUACAAUUGCGCAAGGAACCGCGAAUCCUUGGAAAACAAAUCUCGCGUUCAAAAACGAUAAUUGAGCAAAACUAGGCGCAUAAGUAGGAAAGAUUAACUUAAUCGAUGCAGUGCGAGAUUUAAAAACGAAUAUGGAAAAAGAACUGAAUAUAAAACUUAAAGGAAAAUGCAAUGGACACGCGUGUCGUUUCUAAGUUCAAUAAAGCGGCAUUCGUCCAACUAUGCCGAGAUCAAGAACCGAUUAUCGUUAGGAUUUCUACGUAAAAACGCUAAAAAGCGACUGGAAAACUUUUGUUUCCUAUUAAUAUCCCAUUCUAUGAGGAUUCUAGUAUGUAUACAAUAAUAACAGUUAACUAAGUUAUUCAGUAAGAUUUUGUUUUCUUUUUAAGUAGGAACCAAUGAAUGUAAGAGACAAUUUUGUACAUGUUGAUCUAUUGCGUUUGUCCACGUGCGCAUAAAAGUGAAUAUAAUUUGACAGAUAGGUUAUCGAAAAAGAGAAAUUGAUGGAGCAGAUUUUAGACUAUUAUUUUGUUAUAUUCAUUGAGGUUUUAAAACUACGUUCACCUCACUAUUUAUGGUUUAUGUUUUAUUUAUUUCACUGCACCACGCGUGCACUGCUUUUUGGUUGCUCUAAUAAGCUUUGUACUCAAGUCGAUGCGUACACCACAUAGAUGGAAAAGAAGAGAGAUAAACAAAAGGUACUUGUUUAUAUUAAAUAUGUCCCAACUAUUAAAUGACUAUCCAAAAAUAAAACAUCGAUUCUAUUGUCAGUGUGCUAUCAUGUUCUUCUGAUAGUAGAAUCCAGUGAAUUAAAA
Molecule: messenger RNA, 5425 nt
Organism: Uranotaenia lowii
Lineage: Eukaryota; Metazoa; Arthropoda; Insecta; Diptera; Culicidae
Exons: 5
Coding region: 852-3017 (721 amino acids)
Source: RefSeq, a predicted model, not a curated record